This is a messenger RNA of Solanum pennellii, 2743 nucleotides long. RefSeq names its product probable polyamine oxidase 5. NCBI's taxonomy places the organism in Eukaryota, Viridiplantae, Streptophyta, Magnoliopsida, Solanales, Solanaceae. The record is from RefSeq and is a predicted model, not a curated record. Gene Ontology annotation, molecular function: polyamine oxidase activity. The transcript has a single exon. The coding region runs from base 128 to 2296 and encodes 722 amino acids.
UAUAUAUAUUUGCUUGUUGCUCAAGUAGUUUCAAUACUCACAAUCUUUGUGUUCACAAUAUUUCAUUAUUUUGCGAUCGAUUGAUCUGAGGUUAUCGAUAAAAGAUUUGUCUAAGUUUGCCUCUAAAAUGGUGUCUGAAAAGCCCAAAAUUGUUAUAAUUGGGGCAGGAAUAGCUGGUCUAACAGCAGCUAAAAAGCUCUACACAACACAAAACUCAAAUGAACUAUUUGAGGUUUGUGUUGUAGAAGGUGGAAACAGAAUUGGUGGAAGAAUUUUCACUACUGAAUUUUGUGGUGAUAGAGUUGAAAUGGGUGCAACUUGGAUACAUGGAAUUGAAGGCAAUCCAAUAUACAAAAUUGCUCAAGAAUUUAAUGGAUUUGAAACUGAUAAGCCAUGGGAUAGUAUGGGAGGUAAAGUUGAUAAAAAAUUGACUAUAACAGAAGAUGGACAUGAGGUACAUUCAUCCUUUGUUAACUCGAUAUCGAAUUUUUUCAAUAAUCUGUUGGAGUUUUCGUCUGGUGAAGGAGAUUUUGAUGGUGGGGUUGGUAGAAAGAUUGUUGAAAGCUUGAAUCUUGAAGAGAAUGGUCGCGUUGAUAAGAUUAGUAUGGGUUCUUAUCUUAGAAAAGGGCUAGAGUUUUACUGGGGUUUAAAGAAAGAUCAAGGAAAAGUUGAAAGUCUCAAUCUUGAAAAUGAUCAAGAAAAUGUAGAAGGCUUUAAUCUUGAGGAUGGUGGCAUUGAAAAAGAACAAGAAAAUGUUGAAAGCUUCAAUCUUAAAAGUGGUGGUGUUGAAAAUGAUCAAGAAAAAGUUGAAAGCUUCAAUCUUGAACAUGUUGGUAUUGAAAAAGAUCAAGAAAAUGUAGAAAGCUUCAAUCUUGAACAUGUUGGUAUUGAAAAAGAUCAAGAAAAUGUAGAAAGCUUAAAUCUUGACGAUAGUGGUGUUGAGAAAGAUCAAGAAAAAGUUAAAAGCUUCUAUCUUGACGAUGGUGGUAUUGAAUAUGAUCAAGAAAAAGUUAAAAGCUUCAAUCUUGACGAUGGUAUUGAAAAAGAUCAAGAAAAUGUAGAAAGCUUCAAUCUUGACAAUGGUGGUAUUGAAAAAGAUCAAGAAAAUGUAGAAAGAUUCAAUCUUGACGAUGGUGGUGUUGAGAAAGAUCAAGAAAAUGUAGAAAGCUUCAAUCUUGACGAUGGUGGUGUUGAGAAAGAUCAAGAAAAUGUAGAAAGCUUCAAUCUUGAUAGUGGUGGUAUUGAGAAAGAUGGAGAAAAUGUUGAAGUUUUUGAAAAUUGGAGUAGAAAAGCACUUGAAGAAGGUAUUUUUGCUAUGUUUGAGAAUAUACAUAGGCAUUAUUCAUCAGCUGGUGAUUUAGGUACUUUAGAUUUCAAUGGAGAAAGUGAGUAUUGUAAUUUUCCUGGAGAUGAAAUAACUAUAGCCAAAGGGUAUUCAUCUAUUGUUGAAUCUUUGGCUUCUGUUUUACCACCUGGUUUGAUCCAAUUAGGUCGAAAAGUCUCGAAAAUUGAAUGGCAAUUGGAAACUAGUGAUGGUAAUAAGCCAGUGAAGUUGCAUUUUAGUGAUGGAUCAGUUAUGUAUGCUGAUCAUGUCAUUGUUACAGUCUCAUUAGGAGUUCUAAAACAAGGAAUUCGCGAGGACUCGAGUCUUUUUAGUCCUCCACUUCCUAAGUUCAAGACUGAAGCUAUUUCAAGGCUUGGUUUUGGUGUUGUUGAUAAGGUGUUCUUGCAACUUAGCCCAACUCAUCAUGAUGGGAUAAAUUUCCCUAACAUGAUGAUGGUUUUUCAUCAGUCAAACGCGAAGCUGAAGAAUCCGAAAAUCCCUUUGUGGAUAAGGAGGACUACACUUACACAUCCAGUUUACCCAGAGUCAAGAGUUGUGGGAUCAUGGUUUGCAGGUGAAGAAGCUUUGAAGGUUGAGACUCUUGAUGAUGAUGAGAUCAUCGAGGGGGUCUCGAUAACAAUGUCAGAGUUUCUAUCAAACACAAAGCAUUUCAAGAACUCCAUCAAGUUUAGUAAAGUUUUGAAGUGCAAAUGGGGUACUGAUCCAUUGUUUUUGGGAUCAUAUACUCAUAUAGCUGUUGGAUCAAGUGGGGAUGAUUUGGAUGCUAUGGCUGAACCAUUGCCUAAAGAGAUCAGUGAUGAUAAAAAUUCGAAGAGAAGUCCUCGACUUCAAGUUUUAUUUGCAGGUGAAGCAACAAGUAGAAAUUACUAUUCAACAACACAUGGUGCUUAUCUUACUGGUAUUAGAGAAGCUAAUAGGCUUCUUGAGUAUUUUCAAUGUGUUGAUGUCUGAAAAAAGUUUGUUAUUGUUAUUGUUUUUCAUAUUUUGGAAUUGUGUGUUUGUUAUACUCUCUCUGUAUGAUGGGGAUUUGAAAGAGUAAAAAGGAAAUUAAAGAAGCUUUUCAUUUAGUUUUGUUUUCAAUUUGUUGAUUAGUAGGAGGAUUAAAGAUUUAUCUUUUUUAUAAUUUGAUGGUUCUUGCUUUCUUAACUAUUAUUGACAAAUGAACAUGAGGAUAUAGUUGGAAGUUUUUUUAAAAGUAUAUAUUUGGGAAAAUAUCUAAAAGAAUUCCCCAAAUAGCUCAUUUCCUUUUAUUACGCUCUUUUAACUAUGCUGGGAUCCUAUCACUCCCUAGUUUUAUUGUAAGUUGUAACGUAUCAUUCACCCCCUUCAACACUUGAUGCCAAAGAGAGUGUAAUACACAUAUACAACAAUAUAUACAAUGUAAUAUUGUUUUUCAAG